Molecule: messenger RNA, 848 nt
Organism: Dipodomys ordii (Ord's kangaroo rat)
Lineage: Eukaryota; Metazoa; Chordata; Mammalia; Rodentia; Heteromyidae
Gene: Rac3
Product: ras-related C3 botulinum toxin substrate 3 (rho family, small GTP binding protein Rac3)
Exons: 4
Coding region: 19-627 (202 amino acids)
Biological process (GO): motor neuron axon guidance; small GTPase-mediated signal transduction; cortical cytoskeleton organization
Cellular component (GO): plasma membrane; cytoplasmic vesicle; cytoskeleton
Molecular function (GO): GTPase activity; protein kinase binding; GTP binding
Source: RefSeq, a predicted model, not a curated record
GGACCUUCUUCAGAUUCCAUGUGCGGCCCCAGCGGCCCUGGUUCUGUGCCAUCUCUGGGGACUGAGGAGCUGGUCAGGGCUGGAGACACCCUGAGCCCGGGCCCUGGCUCCCGUGGCCUAGAACCCAUGGACAGCCCUGGUCUUUCCCACUGCAGUUUCGAUAACUACUCAGCCAAUGUGAUGGUGGACGGGAAGCCCGUGAACCUGGGGCUGUGGGACACCGCUGGGCAGGAAGACUACGACCGGCUGCGGCCACUCUCCUAUCCUCAAACCGACGUUUUUCUGAUCUGCUUCUCCCUUGUGAGCCCAGCCUCCUUUGAGAAUGUCCGUGCCAAGUGGUACCCAGAGGUGCGGCAUCACUGCCCACACACGCCCAUCCUCCUGGUGGGCACCAAGCUGGACCUUCGAGAUGACAAGGACACCAUUGAGCGGCUUCGGGACAAGAAGCUCGCUCCCAUCACCUACCCACAGGGCCUGGCCAUGGCCCGGGAGAUUGGGUCUGUCAAGUACUUGGAGUGUUCAGCCCUGACACAGAGAGGUCUGAAGACGGUGUUCGACGAGGCCAUCCGGGCGGUGCUCUGCCCGCCUCCAGUGAAGAAGCCUGGCAAGAAGUGCACGGUCUUCUAGAGCCCGCCCGCGGGGCGGCCCUGGCCCCUGUGUGCCCUUGUGUUGCUGUCUGGUGUCCCUGAGUCUGCUGUGGGGAGUGGUGUGGGCGGGGAGGGGAAGCAUGGGGACGAGGCUGGGUGAGGGCUCGGCCUCCUCCGCCUCCUUUCUGGGUGCUCCUCCAGCCUUCCCCCAUGGGAGCCAGGAGGGAGCGGGGUCUCCCUCAGGGCUGCAGGGGUAGGCAC